This is a messenger RNA of Acaromyces ingoldii, 906 nucleotides long. Its product is annotated as cytidine deaminase-like protein. Lineage: Eukaryota; Fungi; Basidiomycota; Exobasidiomycetes; Exobasidiales; Cryptobasidiaceae. The transcript has 4 exons. The record is from RefSeq and is a predicted model, not a curated record. Gene Ontology annotation, biological process: tRNA wobble adenosine to inosine editing. Gene Ontology annotation, cellular component: cytoplasm; nucleus. The coding region runs from base 8 to 793 and encodes 261 amino acids. Gene Ontology annotation, molecular function: tRNA-specific adenosine-34 deaminase activity.
GGCAACGAUGACACUGUUUGUGCCCGUGGACGAGCAGUCGGCGGAGGACAAGCGAUGGAUGGAGGAGGCGCUGGUCAUGGCCGACGAAGCAUUUCAGGCGGCCGAGGUGCCCGUCGGAAGUGUCUUUGUGCGCGAUGGCAAGGUCAUUGCUCGCCACCGCAACCGUACAAACGAGCUUAUGAAUGCAACAAGACAUGCUGAGCUCGAGGCCAUUGACCAUAUCCUUAGCCUGUACCCACCCAAGUCGUCGGAGUUCCCCAUAAAUCCGCACGGGUGUCCCGAGGGCGACAACCCAUUCAAGUCCACGACCCUCUAUGUCACCAUUGAGCCGUGCAUCAUGUGCGCUUCCGCUCUGCGCCAGGUCGGCAUCAAGCGCGUCGUUUUCGGCGCCGGCAACGAGCGCUUCGGAGGUAACGGAAGCGUGCUGCCGGUCAAUAGCGACCCUAUUCUUCAGAACUCGCCAGGGUACGAGGCCGUGGGAGGCUACUCCCGCGAACAGGCCAUCAUGCAUCUCCGGCGCUUCUACCUGACCGAAAAUAUCUAUGCGCCCAACCCGCGGAGCAAGGCGAACCGAAAGCUCAAGACGGACUUUCAACCUCCGGGCGUGUCAAUGCAUGGCCCCAAUGGCCAGCCGACGAAAAAGACGACGAGAAAGAAGAGCGGACUUCCGGCAGUCAACGGCAACGGCAGCCUUGGCGGUAGCGCUCCCAACGAGGCGGGCAGCGAGAGCGGGAGCGGGGCAGAGGGGAGCAAGCCCGCACAUCCCAGACUUGAGGAGGUGGCUCUCCUCUAGGCCGCCAUUUCCUCCUUUAUCUCCUUAUAAAUUAUAGCUAUCACUUGUAUUUUUAUUCGUCAACGUCAUCGGUCAUCGAGAGAGGAGGACUAAACAGAGGAACAAUAGCAUCG